Molecule: messenger RNA, 936 nt
Organism: Cladophialophora psammophila CBS 110553
Lineage: Eukaryota; Fungi; Ascomycota; Eurotiomycetes; Chaetothyriales; Herpotrichiellaceae
Exons: 5
Coding region: 1-936 (311 amino acids)
Biological process (GO): L-methylmalonyl-CoA metabolic process
Cellular component (GO): mitochondrion
Molecular function (GO): methylmalonyl-CoA epimerase activity
Source: RefSeq, a predicted model, not a curated record
AUGGGGUCAAUUGAGCAGCCAAAGAUCAACCUUGUCCGAAUUGCCCACGUUUACUAUACGCACAAGGACAUCAACAAGGCGCGAGAGUUCCUAGUGGACUUUGGACUCACAGAAUGCAAGAGAACGGAGAAAAACAUAUACUUCAGAGGCUACAGCAAGGAACCCUUUGUAUACUGUGCAAAGGAGGGUCCAGAGAACGAGUUUGGGGGUGUAGCAUUUGUUGUUGAAAGCGAGCGAGAUUUGGACCUUGCACAACAGACUCUUCCUGGCGCGACGAAAAUAUACGAGCUGGAGGAUGCACCUGGUGGUGGAAAAUGUGUGACCUUCUACGAUCCAGUUGACGGAUUCCUUUUCCAUUUGAUUUACGGUCAAACGCUGUUAAACGAAGAGCAACUUCUACCAGAGAUUCAGUUCAACUUUCCAGCGACCAAAAACCGCGCCAGUGGGCACUACCAACGCUUUGAAAAGCGCCCUGCUCCGGUCCAUAAGUUGGGCCACUUCGGCAUGUGCGUGACCAACUUCGACAAAGCGUUUGAAUUUUACACGAAACGCUUCAACUUUUAUCCAAGUGAUCUUGGACAUACUCCCGAUGGCAAGAAUGUCAUUGUAUUCAACCGUCUCUCGCGAGGAAAAGAGUUGGUCGACCAUCACUGCUUCUUCUUCUUCGAAGGGCCAAAAGCCCACGUCCACCAUUCGUCCUUUGAGACACACGACUUUGACACCCAAGUACUGGGCCAUGAUUGGCUUCGUCAUAAAGGAUACGAGAAUUGCUGGGGAGUAGGACGUCACGUCAUGGGAAGCCAGAUUUUUGACUACUGGUUCGAUCCUUCCCAUUUUAUCCUGGAGCACUAUACAGACGGAGAUUUGUGUGAUGAAACGCAAGAAACGGUCGUGUCCCCGGCCUCGCACGACAAUCUUCAUGUUUGGGGUGAGUGA